Molecule: messenger RNA, 459 nt
Organism: Rhizoctonia solani
Lineage: Eukaryota; Fungi; Basidiomycota; Agaricomycetes; Cantharellales; Ceratobasidiaceae
Exons: 6
Coding region: 1-459 (152 amino acids)
Biological process (GO): chromatin remodeling
Cellular component (GO): Ino80 complex
Source: RefSeq, a predicted model, not a curated record
AUGGAGAAAGUGGCCAAGGGCCCCCAAAAGGCGGAAAACGAAAGUCCAACGUUGCUACGCCGGUACAGCGGUCUCGCCCCAGCCUCCCUUGAAUCGCUCUCCUACGCACACUACUCUCGCCCAUUCAAAAAUCCGAACUACACCAAGAAUGCGAAUCGACGGGCCAAGAGCGCAAAGCAAGUGAUUGGGGCAGAGCGCGAGCGAGAAAAGCUUGGGAGAGAAAAGCUCAAGGCUCAGGGAAUGGAUGUAGACUGGACAGAAGAUCCGGAAGCUAUCACCUUCACUUCAAUCGAGGCUCCUCCUCUGUGCUUCCUCAGAAACGCUAUUGCUCCCUAUACGGAUCCUGCCUCUGGCCUUCGGUAUCAUGAUAAGAGCAUAUAUGAGUUGAUCAAGUCGCUGAACCCUGCAUCUAUGCAAGCUUAUCGUUCAGUGCGCAACCCACAUUCGGUGGUCAAGUAA